GUCUAAUACUACCCUUCUUUAACGUUUCUGUAACGUUUCCUAAGAUUUCGGUUGUUCAGCUCCCGUCAUCAACCUAAAUAAACGCCAGACUUCGAAAGCAUGUAGGCAUGGGAACUCAGGAGGGCUUUGAACGCAGGCAGAAAAACAUGAAGCACGAGCAUAUCAGUUUAAUUACUCCUGGAGAACAACGAACCAGUUCUCAUCUAAGUUUUAUUUAAUUUUUUGAAUUGUUUUUUCUAAUAUUUUGACUUAUUUAGGUCUGUGUUGAAUCUUUUCAAACCUAGCUAUUAUCUGUAAUGCCCUCUUGUUCAUCAAUAUCACAAUCAAAAUCAGUAAAUACAGUAAUUUUGAGCUCAAUUAUGCUAAACCUUCCAAAAGUUGCUACUUUGAAGAGAAAGCUCCAUGUUUUAAAUCUCCGUGAGGAUCCUGGGCUUCAUUUCUACAAGUGUGAAUCUACAAAGAAUGGAUGCGGGUAUUUUGAAUGGCACAAUGAGGCUUUACUUGUCCGGGCUAAAGAUAUGAUAAAUGAGAUGAAGUUGGAAAGAAAAAUACUAGAAGCCGAGAAUAAGAGAUUCAAAAAAAUCAAAUGUCACAGAUACAAUCAUGGAGCAAGAAGUGGAAGAACUGUGGGUGAAUUAAACAGGUUGAAGAACCGAGCAAAAUCAGCAAAUGAAGAGAGGCCUUCACAGUUGGAGAGAGUAAAAUUGGAAGGCAAAAAGAAAACAGCACUAAUCAUUGCUAUUAUUAGUUGGAUAGUCUUGGCAAUGGUCCUUGUUGUUAACUGUGGAUUUAUUAUGUUGUAGAUGUAUUGUCCAUUGAAUGAAAGUAGAAGCCUAGAAGUAGAGAAAAGCAUUCACUAGUUGUAAUGGGAUGUUAUAAUUAGGUGUGUGUUGUUGAAGAAACAUUUUGUGUUCUGUUAUCAAAUAGCUGAGUGCAGAUUUUUG
Molecule: messenger RNA, 944 nt
Organism: Cuscuta epithymum
Lineage: Eukaryota; Viridiplantae; Streptophyta; Magnoliopsida; Solanales; Convolvulaceae
Source: the annotation of a GenBank genome assembly